CUUGAUUAUCUUCUUCAUCUCUCUGUAUUAUUGUAGAAUAUUGAGAAGUGUCUUCAUUUUCCUGAUAGCAGCUGCAUCUCAGAUGCCACAAAUGGCGUACUUAUGACGCGCCCCGCUUCUUAGGGCGUCCAGUGUCAAGAUCCUCACCAAAUGGUGAGGGACUUGUCAUGCGCCAAACUAUCAACAAAACUAAGAGAUCUGUAUAUUCAUCUUGGUUCACCGCUCGCUCGAAAGCGCAAACCAGAAGAUCCGGUUUCCAACGGUAAAGACAGAAAUGGUUAUGGAGUCUAGUAAAAGUACGACAACAUUCGAGUGGCAUCCUCGCCGUGUUUUUGAGCAGCAGCAACAUGACGAGGACCCAUCAUCUCAAACAUUCUCGGUUGUGGUCCUCAACCAACCUAUUAGCAAUCUAUCUGUACUGCAAAAGCUUUGGGCAAAAUCAAGCUUCAGGGUAGCCGCCGAUGGUGGUGCAAACCGGCUGCUUGAAGCUUCGAAAGAUUUAGCCAACAAUUUGGAUGUAAUUAUCGGAGAUCUGGACUCCUUCACAGCCUUGAGCGCCGACUUCUACUCAUCCCUCCCUAGCCCACCACAAGUCAUCAAGAUAACAGAGCAAGACUCAACCGACUUUUCCAAAGCGGUCACCCAUAUCCGCUCCCAACCGGACAGGCCCAGUGACAUCGUGGCCAUAGGCGGGCUGGGUGGCCGAGUCGACCAGGGCCUCAGUCAGAUGCAUCAUCUGUGCAUAUUCCAGGAGGAUCCGAACUACGGUCAAGGCCGCGUGUACCUCGUAUCGGAGGAAAGUCUGACGUUCCUGCUCAAGCCAGGCAGACACAUGAUUUUGGUCCCGGACUGGGCAGGCCUGUUUGGGAAGCACGUCGGCGUCAUACCCAUCAAGGGACCGGCCGUGAUAUCGACCAAGGGGUUGGAGUGGGACGUGACUGAGUGGAGGACCGAGUUCGGAGGCCGCAUAUCGACCAGCAACCAUCUCUUGCCAGAGACCGAGGUCGUUGAGGUCGAAACUGACAAGGAUGUUGUCUUCACCAUCGCACUGAAGUAG
Pyricularia grisea is the source of this 1057-nucleotide messenger RNA. RefSeq lists its product as uncharacterized. The transcript has 3 exons. NCBI's taxonomy places the organism in Eukaryota, Fungi, Ascomycota, Sordariomycetes, Magnaporthales, Pyriculariaceae. Gene Ontology annotation, biological process: thiamine metabolic process; thiamine diphosphate biosynthetic process. Gene Ontology annotation, molecular function: thiamine diphosphokinase activity; thiamine binding; ATP binding. Bases 275 to 1057 code for a protein of 260 amino acids. The record is from RefSeq and is a predicted model, not a curated record.